GAAACUCUCACCUUCUCUGACCAAUGGGCUGCCCAGCUCGAACCAUACUUGCCGCCAUCAUCACCACCACCACCACGGCCAUCGCCCUCACCAAGGCAACCGUUCCUAACCCUCACGUACGCCCAAUCCCUCGACGCCCAGCUCGCUUCCGCCCCAGGCCUGAGAACAACCCUCUCGGGCCCGGCCUCCAAAGCCAUGACCCACUACCUGCGCGCCCGCCACGACGCCAUCCUGGUCGGCGUCGGCACCGCUGUGGCAGAUGACCCGGGCUUGAACUGUCGGCUGCGUCGUCUGGUUGGUGGUGGUGGUGGGAAGGGGACGACGGCGACAGCUUCGAGCAGUGGGGAGGAUGGCCGGGGGCCUCGCCCUGUCAUACUGGACCCGGGGGCGCGGUGGCGGGUGGGGUCGGAGAGUAAAGUGGUUCGGCUGGCGAGGGAGGGGACAGGGUUGGCGCCGUGGGUUGUUUGUGCUGAGGGGGCGGUGGUGCAGGAGGAGGCGAGGAGGACCGUGGAGGGGGUGGGGGGACGGUAUCUGCGGGUGGCGGCGCGGCGGGUGGAGGAGGAGGAGGAGGAGGGUGGCAGGAGGUGGAGGGUCGCGUGGGAGGAUGUGCUGGGGUUGCUGGGGCGGCAGGGCGUAGGGAGCUUGAUGGUUGAGGGCGGGGGGAGGGUGGUGAAUGACUUGCUUGCGCUGGGAGGCAAGAAUGGUGGUGAUGAUGACGAUGGCAGCAGUAGUAUGGUGAGGAUCGAUUCGGUCAUUGUUACUAUUGCGCCGGUGUGGUUGGGUGUUGGUGGGGUGAGGGUUGCGCCGGGGAGGGCGGUGGAUGGUUCGGGGGGCCCGAGGUUGAAGGAGGUUACUUGGGUGCAGAUGGGGGAGGAUAUGGUUGUUGCUGGGAGGUUG
Molecule: messenger RNA, 897 nt
Organism: Cryphonectria parasitica EP155
Lineage: Eukaryota; Fungi; Ascomycota; Sordariomycetes; Diaporthales; Cryphonectriaceae
Product: dihydrofolate reductase
Exons: 1
Biological process (GO): riboflavin biosynthetic process
Molecular function (GO): 5-amino-6-(5-phosphoribosylamino)uracil reductase activity
Source: RefSeq, a predicted model, not a curated record